UAUUGUAAAAGGAAUUAUUAAAAGCAAAACAAUCACAACAAUGUCUUAUAAAAAGCACCAGAAAGAUGUGGAAAAGCAAUUGAUAGAUAUAGUCAAUAGUAGAGGAAAUGACAACAAAUGUGGAGAAUGUGGUACUCCUUUCCCUACAUGGGCUUCUUACAACCUUGGGAUAUUCUUAUGUGGACGUUGUGCCUCUAUACAUAAAAGAGUUUUAGGACCUCCUCACUACGAUAUCUCUAGAGUCAAAUCAUUGACUUUGGAUACAUGGUCUGAUCAACAAAUUGCCAAUUUGAGAAAAGUGGGAAAUAAACGUGCAAAACGGAAAUGGAAUUCCAAAAAUGUACCAUUCCCCUACGAUGGUGAUGAUGACAUUGCAGCAGUUGAACAAUAUAUUAGGGAUAAAUAUAUAAAUGGCAAGUUCCGUGAUGAUAAUAUCGACCCUUCGGAUUUCGAAGAUCGCGAAAGCAGAUACAGUGACGAUCAAGUCCUGAGAAGACUGCGCUCGAAUAGUGCUGUGAGCCGUGCUCCUAUCCCCAGACUUAGUCACAGAAAGUUGACUACUUUUGAAAAUGGCCAAUAUCCAGUACAAGUUUCUAAGAUUAUGAGUUUCGGAUACAAUGAUCGUGAAACAGUGUUGGAAAGUUUGUUAUUAUCUAAUGGGAACAUCGAACUGGCACUCGAUAUUUUAGAGCAAGAUGCAAAAAUCAACCCAAAUAAAACCGAGAUCCCUCCUAGUUUGCCAAGAAGACCUCCUUCGUCAUCUAUCACCCUGGCAUCCACAACUCCCGCAGCUACUGGUGCUAGUAGUUUGCCACCACAAACACAACCAAGCUCAGAUGAGUGGUGGAAUACAAGCAAUAGUGCACCAGCUGUUCCAGGAGCUACACCUCAAAAUGCCACACCACAAAUAUAUCAAUACACAGAUCCUAUAACCGGUCAAAUUUCAUAUAUAGAUUCCAAUGGCCAAGAGUAUUUGGAUCCAAACAAUCCUCAGCAUCAACAGCAAUUAAUGCAAUUAGCUAAUCCCCAGUUAAUGGCUCAGCAAACAAACAAGCAAAAUAUAUUAUCUUUAUACAAUCAACCAAAUCAGUUCACGACUAAUGUUGCUGUGCCUGUAUCAGCCCAACAGCAACAACAGCAACAACAAGUCCACGGCCAACCUCAAAACCCAGCGUUUAACGCACAACCUAGUGGAUUUGCUCCCCAAGUUCAAUCUCAAUAUGGCCAACAACAGAUUAAUGCAUUUGCUCAACAACCACAGCAACCUCAGCAGUACCAACAACAACCACAAUUUACUGGAUUUCAGUAUGGGCAACCUGGCCAAUCACAACAAGGCUAUUGGAACCAAUAGGUUGCAAACAGCUGAAAACGCUUGUGAGUUUUAGACGAUUGUUUUUGUUCGGCUCCCAUCUGUUGUUCCAUUGACAACGUUUGUAGAAUGUGAUAUUUGCUUAUGUGUCAAAUAAAAUAAUAAGAAUUUUUUUUAUAAUUUAUACGAAAUAUUACGAUUGACAUAUAUAGGGAACGGAUUCAGCAGUAUUUACUGAUUAUAUCAUUCCAUUUCAUGUAAUUGCGUUUAGCCUUAAAAUGUCUUCGCAGAAGACUGCUGUU
This is a messenger RNA of Spathaspora passalidarum NRRL Y-27907, 1611 nucleotides long. RefSeq lists its product as uncharacterized. The coding region runs from base 41 to 1351 and encodes 436 amino acids. Gene Ontology annotation, molecular function: GTPase activator activity; protein binding. NCBI's taxonomy places the organism in Eukaryota, Fungi, Ascomycota, Pichiomycetes, Serinales, Debaryomycetaceae. Gene Ontology annotation, biological process: endocytosis; intra-Golgi vesicle-mediated transport; endoplasmic reticulum to Golgi vesicle-mediated transport. Gene Ontology annotation, cellular component: Golgi apparatus. The transcript has a single exon. The record is from RefSeq and is a predicted model, not a curated record.